GUCCAGGUGAGCAGUCGCUGGUCGUCGGGGCGGCCGGCCGGCGCGUCGGCUCCAGGGCCCAGCAUGCGCGGGGGACCCUGCGGUCACCAUGUACGUGGGCUAUGUGCUGGACAAGGACUCCCCCGUGUACCCGGGCCCCGCCAGACCCUCCGGCCUCGGCCUGGGCCCUCCUGCCUACGCUCCCCCCGGCCCAGCGCCCGCACCCCCGCAGUACCCCGACUUCGCGGGUUACACGCACGUGGAGCCGGCGCCCGCGCCCCCUCCGACCUGGGGGCCCUUUCCCGCGCCCAAGGACGACUGGGCAGCUGCCUAUGGCCCGGGCCCCGCGGCCCCAGCUGCCAGUCCGGCCCCGCUGGCCUUCGGGCCCCCUCCGGACUUUAGCCCGGUGCCCGCGCCGCCAGGGCCUGGUCCCAGUAUCCUGGCGCAGUCCCUCGGAGGCCCGGGGCCACCGUCCUCGCCAGGAUCGCAAAGGAGGACACCCUACGAAUGGAUGCGGCGCAGCGUGGCUGCUGCAGGCGGCGGUAGCAGCGGUAAGACUCGGACCAAGGACAAGUACCGAGUGGUCUACACAGACCACCAGCGCCUGGAGCUGGAAAAGGAGUUUCACUACAGCCGGUACAUCACCAUCCGGCGCAAGUCGGAGUUGGCUGCUAACUUGGGGCUCACAGAGCGGCAGGUAAAGAUCUGGUUCCAGAACCGUCGGGCCAAGGAGCGUAAGGUGAACAAGAAGAAGCAGCAGCAACAGCAGCAGCAGCAGCAGCAGUCGCUGCCUCCCACACAGCUGCCCCUGCCCCUGGAUGGCACCCCUGCCCCAUCAGGGCCACCCCUGGGUAGUCUAUGCCCCACCAAUGCAGGCCUUCUGGGUACCCCCUCUCCAGUGCCUGUCAAGGAGGAGUUUCUACCCUAGCCCCUUCCAGCCUGGGGCCCAGGCAUCUAGGGACUUGAAUGUUGGGUAUCUGGCUUUGCUGGAGCCCAAGGAGCCUGUUCUGAGUUCUAGCCCUGCUGCCGACCUUUGGGAUCACUGUGGACAAAUUGCCUACCUGGGACAAGUAGCCUGCCCACUCUCUGCCCUCCUUAAGCUGGGCUGUGUGAGGAGCCUGUUGGAUAAGGAUCUCUUAAAGUUCUUGUGGUCUAGGCCAUGGGGGUAAUGGGGAGCCCUAGUGAGAGGUUUUAACCACCUGGAGAUAUUGCAAGAUCUAGAGGACUCAACCAGCAUAUAAGACAAGGUUGAGGCUCUACCUCCUCCUCCAAGGGCUCCAGGGUGAGGUGGAAGGCUGCUACAUGGACCGGACUGGCCCUGGAGAGAAGAGACAGUGUUGAAAGAAAGUGGUACACAUGAGUCUAAACUCCCAUGUGAGGUACAGGAUGAUAUCUGUCCCACCUGUCUCCUCAUGCAGCCUCACCUCCACCUGCCCUAGUGCCCCAUGCUCUGCCCUCCCCUAGCCUGGAGGUGGCCACAAAGUUGCCAGGACUGGGUAUGAGGUAGAGGUUGGGCAAUUGGCUAUUACUCUUGAAACAGAACUUGCUCCUCCCUGGCACUCCAGGGAGGCUUAUGGAUGGAAGGGAAGCCUCUCAGGGUAGACUCAGAGUCCACAUACCUGUUCAUGCCCACCUCCCCACAGGCUGUCUAUCACACCUAGGAGCCCCCAGACCACGGGGAACUCCCAGCUGGACAGGGAUUAAGCGGAGUGGAAUCUCUUGGAUGCAGCUUCAGGAAUAAGUUUUCCCCCUUUAAACAAUUUAUUAAAAAAAAAAUCAUACAUAGCAUUAAAGGAAUUUUUUAAAAAGUUUAA
This is a messenger RNA of Psammomys obesus (fat sand rat), 1793 nucleotides long. It is a transcript of the gene Cdx1, whose product is annotated as caudal type homeobox 1. Gene Ontology annotation, molecular function: DNA-binding transcription factor activity, RNA polymerase II-specific; RNA polymerase II transcription regulatory region sequence-specific DNA binding. The transcript has 3 exons. Gene Ontology annotation, cellular component: nucleus. Gene Ontology annotation, biological process: embryo development; regulation of transcription by RNA polymerase II; animal organ morphogenesis. The coding region runs from base 89 to 907 and encodes 272 amino acids. The record is from RefSeq and is a predicted model, not a curated record. Lineage: Eukaryota; Metazoa; Chordata; Mammalia; Rodentia; Muridae.